Molecule: messenger RNA, 1134 nt
Organism: Colletotrichum godetiae
Lineage: Eukaryota; Fungi; Ascomycota; Sordariomycetes; Glomerellales; Glomerellaceae
Product: transketolase
Exons: 2
Coding region: 1-1134 (377 amino acids)
Biological process (GO): pyruvate decarboxylation to acetyl-CoA
Molecular function (GO): pyruvate dehydrogenase (acetyl-transferring) activity
Source: RefSeq, a predicted model, not a curated record
AUGUCCCGAUUCCUCCGUCCCGCAGCCCGCCUGGCGUCUUCAGCCAGAGCUGCCUCCCUCCGCACCUCCCCCAUCUCCCAAUUCAUUAGCCGGCCCGCUGCUUUCGCCAUCCAGUCACGGACGUAUGCCGACGCAAAGGGAACCAAGGACUACACUGUCCGUGAGGCCCUCAACGAGGCCCUCGCCGAGGAGCUUGAGGCCAAUGACAAGGUCUUCGUGUUGGGCGAGGAGGUCGCUCAGUACAACGGCGCAUACAAGGUCACAAAGGGUCUUCUGGACCGGUUCGGCGACAAGCGUGUCAUCGAUACACCCAUCACCGAGAGCGGUUUCUGCGGUCUCGCCGUUGGCGCUGCCCUUAGCGGACUGCACCCUGUGUGCGAGUUCAUGACCUUCAACUUCGCCAUGCAAGCCAUCGACCAGAUUGUCAACUCCGCCGCCAAGACACUCUACAUGUCCGGUGGAAUUCAGCCCUGCAACAUCACCUUCCGCGGUCCCAAUGGCUUCGCUUCUGGUGUCGCUGCGCAGCACUCCCAGGACUACUCGGCCUGGUACGGCAGCAUCCCUGGUCUGAAGGUCGUCUCCCCCUGGAGUGCCGAGGAUGCCAAGGGUCUGCUCAAGGCUGCUAUCCGCGAUCCCAACCCCGUUGUCGUUCUCGAGAACGAGCUCAUGUACGGCCAGACCUUCCCCAUGUCGGAGGCUGCUCAGAAGGAUGACUUUGUUCUUCCCUUCGGCAAGGCCAAGAUCGAGCGCUCCGGCAAGGAUUUGACCAUUGUCACGCUCUCCCGCUGCGUCGGCCAGGCUCUCGUUGCCGCUGAGAACUUGAAGAAGAACUAUGGCGUCGAUGUUGAGGUUAUCAACCUGCGCUCCGUCAAGCCCUUGGACGUCGAGACCAUUGUUCAGUCUGUUAAGAAGACCCACCGCCUCCUUUCCGUUGAGUCCGGAUUCCCCGCCUAUGGUGUCGGCUCAGAAAUCCUGGCCGUGACGAUGGAGUACGCCUUUGACUACCUUGAUGCGCCUGCCCAGAGAGUCACUGGUGCUGACGUCCCUACCCCUUACGCGGCUGGUCUCGAGGAGAUGGCUUUCCCUACUGAGCAGAUCAUUGAGAACUACGUCGCCAAGAUGCUGCGCCUGUAA